AUGUUUAAAAAUACAUAUCAAAGUGGGCUAUUAUCAAUAUUUUACAGCUGUGGGUCAAAUCCACUAGCAAUAUGGGACAUGGAAGUUCAGAACGGGCACAUAAAACGCCUGACAGAUAAUGAAGUCAAUUCUAUAGUCCUAGAAAUAGUGAGUACAAAUGUUGCUACGACUUUUAUAUCGUGUCCAAAAAGAAAUCAAGUAUUAGACGAUAAAAAUAUGCGUAGACGAUUUAGAAUUUCAAACUUUCAGUCCACAACAAAAAUUAAGCCUUUUUGCACGAGCAUGCCGAUAGGAUUAUCUGGUGGAUGGAACCAAAUACAAUUUAAUUUAGCUGACUUUACGAGACGAGCUUAUGGGACACAGUUUAUAGAAACACUGCGAGUACAGGUGCAUGCUAAUGCACGUUUAAGACGCAUAUAUUUCAGUGAGCGACUUUACACUGAAGAGGAGUUACCACAAGACUACAAGCUAUAUUUACCGUUAGAGAAAAAGUCUAGGAAAGUGAAACCAGAUAAUAAGGAAGAUCACCCUCUUAAAAAAGGCCUUUCUCGACAUGUUGUGGAAAAAGUGCCUCAAGAAGUUAUCAUCCUUGAACCACCAACGGUUGUUGAAUCAAAAGUAAGUAAAGUAAGUGCCGCUACUGUGACACCAGGAGCUACUGAGCCGAUUGAAGAAAAAGAAGAUGUUAUGGAAGCGACUUCCGAUGUCCCUGUGGAGAUUGUUCCAGAAACGUUAGUAGUAGAAGUAUCGUCCAAAGAUAGUAAAGAAGCGGCUGAAAUUACUGAACCCACCGAAGUCGCAGAGCCAACUGAAAUUAAUGAACCAGGUGAUGAACAAGAACCAGAAGUUCAACCAAAAGAAGAAACCCAGGAAGAAGAAUAA
Molecule: messenger RNA, 882 nt
Organism: Melitaea cinxia (Glanville fritillary)
Lineage: Eukaryota; Metazoa; Arthropoda; Insecta; Lepidoptera; Nymphalidae
Product: cilia- and flagella-associated protein 20-like
Exons: 2
Coding region: 1-882 (293 amino acids)
Biological process (GO): cilium assembly; positive regulation of cell motility; regulation of cilium beat frequency involved in ciliary motility
Cellular component (GO): ciliary basal body; motile cilium
Source: RefSeq, a predicted model, not a curated record